Molecule: messenger RNA, 723 nt
Organism: Aspergillus fischeri NRRL 181
Lineage: Eukaryota; Fungi; Ascomycota; Eurotiomycetes; Eurotiales; Aspergillaceae
Exons: 3
Coding region: 1-723 (240 amino acids)
Source: RefSeq, a predicted model, not a curated record
AUGGAGUCAUUACAGAGAUCGUGGAGUCUGUGGCGGAAGAACUCUAGCUGUCGAGUUCCCAACGCAGGCCGCUGCUAUUUUGAUUUCACCCACUGGAACGUCCUCGUCUCCUGGGUCAUCAUCAUCGCCGAACUCGUCGUCGGAACCAUACCCGAUCCACCCUGGAUGCGCAUGCUGGCCAUGCCGGUGCCUUCGCUCUUCUUCAAUUUUGCUAUCGAGAUGCUAGUUUUCGAAGCCCUGUACGUCUUUAAGAGGCCUACCUCGUUCCGCAUCUCCUCUAUUCCGAAAGGCGACCCAAUGCGUCCCGCCCUCUAUCCGCUUCUGGAGGAUAUCGUCGCGGUGGAUGGCAAAGGAGGAACCGGGUUCCGGGCCCUUCUGGAUCAGCGGUACAGGGCCAGUCCUCCCUUUCGCGGCAUGUUGCACCGAUUGACGAUGCUAUGGGUGAUUCCUCAGAUGCUGGUGGCGGGGGGGACGUUGGCGGGAAUUGUGAUUGCUGACAAUGAGCUGGCUUACACGCUUGGCUGGUCAGUGCCUGCUAUUUGGGCAGGGAUCUGGGCUGUGGUGAUGGUGAUCUGGAUUCGGGUGGAGUUGAGGCGAGAGAAGCAUUUCUGGGGAGGAGUACGAUUGACCCAGCAGCUGCAGAGAGAGGUGCAGGACAUUUCGGAGACUGCUGAUACCACCGAGGAGGAAGCAAGCAACCUAAUGCGCUACGGAGGACAGUGA